Molecule: messenger RNA, 924 nt
Organism: Otolemur garnettii (small-eared galago)
Lineage: Eukaryota; Metazoa; Chordata; Mammalia; Primates; Galagidae
Product: olfactory receptor 5AC1-like
Exons: 1
Coding region: 1-924 (307 amino acids)
Biological process (GO): G protein-coupled receptor signaling pathway; sensory perception of smell
Cellular component (GO): membrane
Molecular function (GO): olfactory receptor activity; G protein-coupled receptor activity; odorant binding
Source: RefSeq, a predicted model, not a curated record
AUGAUGGAGGCAAACCAGACACAAGUGACAGCCUUUGUCCUCACAGGACUUACAGAUCGCCCAGAGCUGCAGGUGCCCCUGUUUCUGGUGUUCUUGCUGAUCUACCUCAUCACCAUGUUUGGCAACCUGGGCCUGAUUGCUCUUAUCUGGAAAGAUCCCCACCUGCACACCCCCAUGUACUUUUUCCUUGGCAGUUUAGCCUUUGUAGACGCUUGUUCUUCAUCCUCUGUAACUCCCAAGAUGCUAGUGAAUUUUUUAUCUAAGAAUCAUAUGAUUUCCCUGGUUGAGUGCAUCACCCAGUUUUAUAUUUUUGCUUCCAGUGCAAACACAGAAUGUUUCCUCCUGGUAGUGAUGGCCUAUGACCGCUAUGUAGCCAUAUGUAACCCUUUGCUUUAUCCAGUAGUGAUGUCAAAUAUAUACUGCAUUCAAUUGUUAAGUGUUUCUUAUGCUAUUGGGUUUCUUCAUCCUAUGAUGCAUGUGGGUUUGUUGUUUAGAUUAACUUUUUGCAAGUUUAAUAUCAUACGUUAUUUCUACUGUGAAAUUUUACAACUGUUUAAGAUUUCCUGUACUGACCCUGGAAUUAAUAUGCUCAUGAUUUUUGUAUUCUCAGUGUUUAUACAAUCUUUCACUUUUAUAACUAUUAUUAUCUCUUACUCCUAUGUUCUCUUUGCCAUUCUGAAAAAGAGGUCUGAAAAAGGCAGAAGCAAAGCCUUCUCCACGUGCAGCGCCCACCUGCUCUCAGUCUCUCUGUUCUAUGGCACUCUCUUCUGCAUGUACGUGCGUCCUGGGUCUGGACCAGCUGAAGAUCGGGACAAAAUGUAUUCCUUAUUUUACACGAUAAUAAUUCCCCUGCUAAAUCCUUUUAUUUACAGCCUGAGGAACAAAGAGGUUAUAGGUGCCUUGAGGAGAAUAAAAAAUAAAUAA